GUUUCCGUCUCUCCCUCUCCUCGCCCACACGUCCAAAACCGAAGGAGCAAGCCAACAAAACCGGGCCGAGUAACGCAGGUGGACGCGCGCGGGCGUUGUUGGUGCGACGCGUAGUGCAGCUCAUGGAGGCGGCGGCAGCGGCCGAGUACGGGUACUACGGCGGCGGCGGCGCGGGUCCCCGCGAGAGGAAGGGCGCCGCCGGGUGCGGGGACCACUUCGUCGUGGACGACCUCCUCGUGCUCCCGUACGACGACGACGAGGAAGGGGACGGGGAGGCGGCGGCGGCCGGAGACGGCGGGGCGCCGCCGUGCCUGCAGGCCGCCGGGGCGGGCGGCGGCGUCAAGGAGGAGGGCGGCCUCGGGAAUUUCUCGGCCGACUCGUCCACCGUCACGGCCCUCGACAGCUGCAGCAACUCCUUCUCCGGGCUAGCCGACGGCGACUUCCCGGGGGAAUUCUGCGAGCCGUACGAUCAAUUGGCGGAGCUGGAAUGGCUGUCCAAUUACAUGGGCGAGGGCGACGAUGCCUUCGCCACCGAGGACCUCCAGAAGCUGAAGCUCAUUUCCGGCGGGUACUCCCCGGCUGUGAACGUGCCACCGGCUCCUUUGGCCCCUGCGGCCGCGGCUUCAGCCGUCUCCGCGGCGCAGCCUGGUAUGUUCAUCCCGGAGGCGCCGGUCCCUGCCAAGGCCCGUAGCAAGCGCUCCCGCGCUGCCCCGGGCAACUGGUCGUCACGUCUCCUCGUGCUCCCUCCGCCCCCGGCCUCGCCACCGUCGCCAGCGUCCAUGGCCAUCUCGCCGGCGGAGUCCGGCGUCUCGGCCCAGGCGUUCCCCGCCAAGAAACCGUCAAAGCCGUCCAAGAAGAAGGACGCGCCGCCGGCGCCACAGGCGCUGCCCUCGAGCGCGUCCGCGGUGCAGUCGGCCGGCUCGGCGGCGUCGGCGGAAGGGCGGCGGUGCCUGCACUGCGAGACGGACAAGACGCCGCAGUGGAGGACGGGGCCCAUGGGCCCCAAGACGCUGUGCAACGCAUGCGGGGUGCGGUACAAGUCGGGCCGGCUGGUGCCGGAGUACCGGCCCGCGGCGAGCCCGACCUUCGUGAUGUCGAAGCACUCCAACUCCCACCGCAAGGUGCUAGAGCUGCGCCGCCAGAAGGAGGUGCAGCACCAGCCGCCGCACCAGGCGCACGUGAUCGCCGGCGGUGGUCCUGGCGGGCUAAUGCACAUGCAGAGCUCGCUGCUGUUCGACGGGCCCGCGGCGGCGCCCAUCGUCGCCGGCGACGACUUCUUGAUCCACCACCACUUAGGGGCAGACUACCGGCAGCUUAUCUAGAUAUGAGUCUAGCUUGUGCUAGAACUGAUCAGUUAGCGCAGUAAUAAUUAAUGCAGCUAAACCCUGAGAACCCCCCAAAAUAUGGAAGAACUACUAAUCUUCUCUUAGGAGUUCUUUUCCCCAGUUUUUUUUCCCCCUCUUCCGUUUGCUUAUUAGUUCAUGUGCUUCUGUUCAGCUCGUCGAAAUUUUCGUGUCAAAUUCUGUUUAUGGUAUCCUCCUGUUUUUUUCCUGCUUAAUUCCACCCCUAACCUUCUUAUUAGACAUUUUGGGAGUUUCCUUAGCUUUUUUCUUUGUUCCUUAGCAUUAUGUAAUUCUAGCCUUCAGGGCUACUACUAGUUUGUUCUCUUUAGUCCCCAUUCUGCUGCCAGAACAUAAUGAAAAAAGAAAAGUGAAAAUUUUGGCUUA
Setaria italica (foxtail millet) is the source of this 1727-nucleotide messenger RNA. RefSeq names its product GATA transcription factor 12. The transcript is spliced from 2 exons. Gene Ontology annotation, molecular function: sequence-specific DNA binding; zinc ion binding. Gene Ontology annotation, biological process: positive regulation of DNA-templated transcription. NCBI's taxonomy places the organism in Eukaryota, Viridiplantae, Streptophyta, Magnoliopsida, Poales, Poaceae. Gene Ontology annotation, cellular component: nucleus. The record is from RefSeq and is a predicted model, not a curated record. The coding region runs from base 123 to 1322 and encodes 399 amino acids.